AUGGAUGGAGGAGACCAACAUUCGCCAAUACAGGCGCAGAGUUCUCCUGCUAGCAGCCCGAUUCCAGCUCCUGAACCAACUCCAAAGAAUGUCCCUCCACUGAAGGUCAAAGGCCCAAGGAGAAGGACCAAAACGGGUUGCCUGACAUGUAGGAAACGUCGCAUAAAAUGCGGAGAGGAAAAACCCACCUGCAACAAUUGCAAAAAAUCAAAGCGAGAAUGUGAGGGAUAUGCCCAACGGGUGAUUUUCAGAAACCCUGUCGGGCCCAUGUCCCAUUUGAGCCAUGGCCCCAUACCUCAAUCCUACACCAAAACUGGUCAGGGGGCAGAUCCUCUUCCGUUCUUGCGUCGCCCUAUCGGCUCCACAGGUUCCCGACCUGAAGGUUCUGGUACACGCGCGCCCUUCAUCCCGCUUGCACCACGUCCAAAUCAGGACACUACAAGUGCUGCACGUGGUGAAUCACAACAUACGUCUGUCCCAGAGCACCAACCCUUGCAACUGAGCCCUAACCGCAACAGCAGCCAAGGCCAACAUGACUUCUAUAGUGAGCUCUAUAGCCUUCAGAGCACAAAGGGUACUAGUUUGCCACUCUCAGAAACGCUGCAGCAAGCGCCGCAGCAUGCCCUAGAUACUCGUUUGGAAUUGCCUUCAUCCCAACAAUCCCUGGACAACACCUUUCUGGGUGAUUACGAGCCGUCAGUGAUCAUUUCAAAGCAGAUGGCACAUCAAUCUUAUAUGUCUUCAGGUCAACCUCAACCUGAGCCCCGUUUUCAUGUAAGUUAUAAUUUUUCAACUGUCUCUAAACAGAUUGACAUAGAUGAAGGUCAACCUAGUACCAACAAGUUUGAACCAGCAUCCGUUGAGAAUUACACCCUUGGGUUUCCAGACCGUAAUGCGGGACAACCAGCCAAUUACUACUACGAGGAUGAAAUUGAUGACUAUUACGAUGUCCAAACUGACGAAGAGAUGGAUAUUCAAACCUACAGCUAUCCGCAGCCAUAUGAAACGGAAGUGCCCCAAUCAACCGCCACGCAGCUCAUUCAUCCGUUCCGCUCAAACACUGCUUUCCUGAAUGACGAGUCAUCCCUAACGUCAUACACCCCUUCGCCAUUUGCAUCUCCCCUUAUGGAUCCCGAGGUGACAGGAAUAUUCUGCCAUUUCAUUACUUCAGUUGCGCCUGUACUGUCUAUAUUCGAAAGACAUCCAGUGAACCCGACAGUAAUUCUAUCCACUGCACCAAUCCCACCUUCCCAACAGAGUCUCUGGACGUACACCCUGCCUACACUUGCUCUUAGAAACCAAGCCUUGCUGCACGCAAUUUUAGCUCUCAGCAGCCACCACAUUGCAAAAAUACAGGGGUCAUCUCUCGUGGCAUCGUUCCGCCACUACCACUAUGCCUUGCGACGUAUCUCGAAAGCUGUCAAACUUCCAGGUCGCCGUAAGCAAACAGCAACGCUUGCUGCAACAUUGCUUCUUGGCUUCUAUGAAGUCAUGGGUGCUGAACACUCAAAAUGGAACAGUCAUGUGGCGGGGGCAUCGCAACUGAUCCAGGAAGGUGAUUUUGCGGGUAUGACAAGAGAUAUCCGUUCUAUGAGAGCAAGGGCUAGGCAGGAGCAUAUGCAACUUGCUCAAUCAAUGCCCUGGGUGGGAAUGAUUGCUCCACAAAUAGGCAGUCGCUUCGAAAACGAUUUGUUUGCAGACAAGGAGGCUGAAACUGAUGAUGAAUUGAUUGGCACAUUGAUGGGCAGACCCAUGAGUUAUAAUGAUUUCGGGACGGUAAGGGACGCGAGCCCUAUGACUGCGUCUGAGAAGAAUCUCACAGCUGGGGAUAUCGAAGAAUAUCGGAUCCGGAGCGACCUGUACUGGUGGUAUUGCAAGCAGGAUGUCUAUCAAAGCAUGAUCGGUGGGAAUCCGUUGCUGAUGCCGUUUAAUAUAUGGGGAGCAUGCCCCCCCAGGUCGGGAAUUGGGAAGCUUGAUGCUGUUUAUGGAUCUUUUGACCACCUUGUAUUACUCCUUGCACGAACGGUGGAUUUUGUCUCUAGGGAUCGUGCAAGAAAGGUGAAGGUGAUAAAGAGAAACGGCGGACAAUGGCGCCCCCCACCAGGAUUCUUCCCUUCGGGGAUGGGUUGGGAGGGGCCUGGGGCCCCUCCUGGACCACAACACGAGCCUCCAACCCGCCAUCCUGCCGCACCAUUGUCGAGCAAUAAUAAUAGGGAGAAUAGUCCGCCCAUGUAUGGUAUGAUACCAAAUUCUGGACCCGCCCGCCUUCCCUCUGGCUUUGCUGAAACCUCCCUUCCAACACCUCCCUCCAAACCUGAGCCAGAGAUCAAUGACCUCGACGGACAAACAGCGAAGGCAGAGGCGGAAUGGAAGGAACUUCUCGCGGCUUAUGAAGCAUGCGAAAAAGCAUUUGGCCCUAGUUUUGCACCGCUACAACCCGACAGCGCCCCUCCAAUUGCUACCCCAUUCGGCCCCGCGCUGCAAUACCGCACGCACACCGUAGCCUGCGUCUGGGCAUUUUACUACACGGGCCGAAUAAUCCUCGAGCGAACACACCCGUCCAUGCCUCCAGAAUCCAUGGUGGCCGCGGCAGUCUGCGCAUUCCGCACGGGCCACUUCGCAAACUCUAUCGGCCGUAUCAUCGCGGGAAUCUAUUAUCCGCAGCAAUUUGACGGAGGCGACGCAAGCCUUAACCCGUCAAUUUUAGGCGUAUUGACGGAGUUAAUGAUACCCCUGUUCUUCUCGGGCGUGCAGUACACCGAUCCCGCGCAGCGGGGGUGGACGAUUGCGAAGCUGCGCAAUAUCGCGCGCUUAUCGAGUAUUAGCUCUGCGACGUCUGUUGCCAGCGGGUGUGAAACGGCUUGGAUACAGGCGUAUGAGGCUGGGAAGGGCCCACCGUAUCAGCGGACGAUGAACCACAUGACUCAUGUCGAUAUGGGCCAGGGGACGGUGUCGCGGCUGGCAGGUGAGAGGAAGUUUGUCACGGUUAAUAGGGCGACAUCGGUAACGUGGGCGAUGGGGCUGUUGAGUUUACAGGGGGAUUAUUCGAGGGUUGAUGAGAUUGGGGAGGAAGAGGCAGCUAGCUAG
Paracoccidioides brasiliensis Pb18 is the source of this 3087-nucleotide messenger RNA. RefSeq lists its product as uncharacterized. Gene Ontology annotation, molecular function: DNA-binding transcription factor activity, RNA polymerase II-specific; transcription cis-regulatory region binding; zinc ion binding. The coding region runs from base 1 to 3087 and encodes 1028 amino acids. Gene Ontology annotation, cellular component: nucleus. The transcript has 4 exons. Gene Ontology annotation, biological process: positive regulation of transcription by RNA polymerase II. The record is from RefSeq and is a predicted model, not a curated record.